Molecule: messenger RNA, 487 nt
Organism: Cuscuta europaea
Lineage: Eukaryota; Viridiplantae; Streptophyta; Magnoliopsida; Solanales; Convolvulaceae
Source: the annotation of a GenBank genome assembly
GCAAUUCAAAAAAAUCAGAAACUACGCAGAGGAAUGCCUACAGUCUAUUCCUGACAGUACAAUGGUCAUUCAUACUACAAGAGUAGUUCCUGAUUCUCCCUCUAUAUUUCAACGCAUAUAUGUGUGCUUCGGACCGGUUAAAAAAGGGUUUCUUGAAGGUUGUAGGAAGGUUGUUGGACUAGAUGGGUGCUUUCUUAAAGGUCAACUGAAAGGGGAGAUACUAUCAGCAGUAGGUAGAGAUGCCAAUAACCAAAUGUACCCCAUUGCAUGGGCGGUAGUUGAGAUUGAAAACAACUCGUCAUGGGCCUGGUUUCUAGAGCUUCUGAAAACUGAUCUGCAAAUCACUAGGUCAGAUUUGUGGACUAUCAUAAGUGACCAACAAAAGGGUCUUUGUAAUGUGAUUGCAAGGGUUUUCCCAGAGGCUGAGCACCGAAAUUGUGCUAGACACAUUCAUGCGAAUUGGAGCAAAACCCACAGAGGUUUGCUU